Penicillium brasilianum is the source of this 693-nucleotide messenger RNA. Lineage: Eukaryota; Fungi; Ascomycota; Eurotiomycetes; Eurotiales; Aspergillaceae. The record is from the annotation of a GenBank genome assembly.
AUGGCUUACCAGGCAUCUUCGCCGUCAUGGCUCGCUGCCGUUCUGGCUCUAUUCUCUAUCUUCUCUCUUCUUGUCCCCGCUAACGCCUUGUACUUUUACGUUGAUGGCCGCCAAACCAAGUGUUUCUUCGAGGAUCUCCCCAAGGACACCCUGGUAGCAGGUAAAUUCUCUACCGAAGUAAUCAACCCCAACACGAACACCUACGCGGUCGACCACAACCUCAAGGUCCAAAUCACCGUCGACGAGACCUUCGACAAUGACCACCGCGUCGUCAACAAGCGCGAAAACCACUCCGGCCGCUUCACCUUCUCCGCCGCAGACGCCGGCCAACACCGUAUCUGCUUCUUGGCCGAAACCGACGUCUCGACCUCGGGCUGGCUAUCCAACGGUCAGAGCGCCGUCAGGGUUACUCUCGACAUUGCCAUUGGCGAGACGAGCAAGAUCGAGACGGAGGAUAAGGACAAGAUGAAGGAUAUCGUGCAGCGUGUGCGCGAUUUGAACAGUCGCUUGCAUGAUAUUCGUCGCGAGCAGGUGUACCAGCGGGAGCGCGAGGCCGAAUUCCGCGAUCAAUCCGAGACCACCAACUCCCGCGUUGUUCGCUGGACCAUGAUCCAAUUGGCCGUCCUAUCCGCGGCCUGUGCCUGGCAACUGUCCCAUCUGCGGUCAUUCUUCAUUAAGCAAAAGUUGACCUAA